Molecule: messenger RNA, 7318 nt
Organism: Hydractinia symbiolongicarpus
Lineage: Eukaryota; Metazoa; Cnidaria; Hydrozoa; Anthoathecata; Hydractiniidae
Exons: 2
Coding region: 6085-7008 (307 amino acids)
Source: RefSeq, a predicted model, not a curated record
UUUUAAAAAUUCAUAUUACUGUGUUGUAUGUUUUUGUUUGGUAUCCCUUACAUCGGUUUAAUGAGAGAUUCAGUGGAUUCCCCCACGGGUAUUCAGCUAGUCUUAUAUAUUAAUUCCCUUGCGUGACUAAAACUGUGAGUCCACGACACGGAAAUCACGGGUUACUUUCUUAUGACGUGGCUGUACGCUAAAAUUUAACUAAAAAGAUUAGGGAUGUACUUUAUAGAAAUCGCACAUAAGCUGUAAAUAUAUAACCCGCUGCUAAUAACGAUAUAAAUAUAUAUACCCUUAUGCCAAAAAACUCUAUGUUAGCAUAUAUAUAUAGGUAUCGCUACAUAUGAAACGGUAUUAGAUAUUCACAAAGCAUACGGACUGUUAAAUGAAGUUCCUAGCAUAAAACGGAAAUUGUGUUUACGAAAAAGAUGGCUGUUCUUUUUGAGGAUUCUCUACUCUUUCAUUCAAAAUAAAUCUUUAAAAAAACAUUUGAAGAAGAGCAUGGUUUUAUAAAUUAAUCAUAGCAAGGUUCUGUAAGGUUUUUUCAUGUUUUAUUUUCAGUUUUGAUUAUAUUAUUGUUGCCAGACAUGUUUUAUAGCUAGCAUCAUAAAAAGCCAACCACCACCAACAACUAGCUAGCUAGCUAGGAAUAUAUAUAUAUAUGUGUAGCCAUGUUCUUUAUACCUAGCUAAGUCUCCAGUUUAUAUUUAAGUGACUAGCUAUUAGCUGCUGUAGCUAGCUAAUGCUAGCUUUAAACUAAAGAUUCCCAGUAUAUAUAUUCCCACAAAACACAUCAAACGUUAUUAACCCUGAAAAUUUUAAACAUUUUCCUGGGUUUUUUUUCGUUUGCGAAGUUCUUUUCCUCCAAAUAUUCUGAAAAUAAAGUUCAGAAAUUACUUAUUUUUAAAAUGUAAAUUUAAUUUGUUUCAAAUUGUGGGCAAAAACCUUAAUCAGCAUGCUAAAAGAACUGACUUUUCUUAAUUUAGAAUUACUAAACACAACCAUUUUCUUACAAUCAGUGUAAACUGUUGUGCGUAUGGCUUAUAUUUAAUACACCAAAAGAGCUACUUUGUUGAUUUCAAUUUUAUACUCUUUGUAAGCUAUUUUGUUCUUCUUUUUGACAUUUCUGUUUUACCACUCAAUUUUUACAUUUUAUAAGUUAUUUGGAACAGAAUGGUAUGAAAUAGACCAAAAUACCUGAUCUUAGUUGUUUUUAAUUUACAGGCUGUGUCUGUGAAACUUUAAGGGGAACAUUUGGUGGAAGACAAUGGCAUGACAUAUACUGAUAGAACUGAUUUUUGUUGUGUUAGAUGUUAUAUAUAUCUGAACCUUUUUGACAUUUUAUGUUAAUUUUGCGAGGAAGGACCAUAUAUAUAUACACAGAAGAAGAAUUCAAUUUUACACCUUGCAAGCUUUGUUUUUCUAAAUUUUGUAUAAAUUCUUACUGGGGAGGACUCCGUGCAAUAUAUCGAAAUGACUGAUCCUUCUCGAUUUAAAUUUGAUGUGUUCUAAAUCGUAUAUAGUUUUGGAAAUUUUGUGUAAGAUUUAAUGGGUAAGGGCUAGAUGCAAUAUGUCAAAAAAACUUUUUUUGUUGAAUCAGAAGCACUCCCUACAACCAUUCUUUUUUUUACAGUUUGUGAAGCUUUUGUGAGGAAAGAGUGUAUGCAAUAUUAUCGAAAUAACUGAUUUUUGUUGCAAACUGUUUUUCUUUGGCAUUUUGGAUUAAAAUAUUGUUUUAGAGGGCAUAUGCAGUAGAUAUAUGUACUGAAAUAGUUAAAUUUUGCAAACUUUGAUUUUGUCGUUACCUCUCAUUUUUUACAUUUUGAUUAAACUUUUGUGGGAGACCGUCGGUAUGCGAAGGACCAAAAUAAGAGAUUUUAGUAUUAUUUAGAAUUUGUAUUUUGUGUUGCAAAAUUGGUGCAAAAAUUGACAUAAAAUGAACUUAUAUACAGAUUGAUUGCUGUUGUUUAACAUGACUCAUUAUGACUUAUAUAUAUAUUUUAUGAAAAUUUGUGACAGAAUACUAUGUGAGAUUUGAAAUUUUGUUUACUUUAUUGAUGGUAAAACAGCAUGCAAAAUGCUAAAAGGACUUUAUUAAUUUUAGAUUUAAACACCGUUAUUUUGUUGGCAUUUUGUCUAAAGUUUGGUGAGGAAGGACCGUAUGCAAUAUAUCAAAUAAUGUUUUAUUGCAUUAUAAUUUAUCCUUGCAAAUCCCUUUUUAACACCUUAGAUAAAAAUUUCUACUUAGGCAAAAUUUAUUGUUUAUUUUUCACAUUUUGUGUCAACCUUUGGCAGGGUUUGCAAUAAACUAACUGACUAUUAUACAAUGAGAGGGAUUUGUGUUUGACAUUGAUCAGCUUUUUUGUACAUAUGUGGCGUUUUGAGUGAUUUAAAUUUUAUGGGUGAGAUGUAUGUUGAAAUGCUUUUUAAAAACGUUUUUCCGAAUAAUUUUCGCAUUUGUCAGAUGGUCAGAGCAAGUAAUUUUAGUAGAUUUAGAUUUUAAAUGUCACAUAUGUACUGCAGUUGUUGAAAACCUUUAAUAUUUUUGGUCAUUUAUAUAAUAAUGCAGAUGUAAGAUGCGCACUGCUGUAUUGUUUGUUUUUUGAUGGACAUAUAUCUGCUACAUAAAUUAAAUGGAAUACAGUGGAUUCUUCCACGGGAAACAGCUAGUAUAUAUAUAUAUUCCUAGCUAGCUAGCUAGUUGUUGGUGGUGGUUGGCUUUUUAUGAUGCUAGCUAUAAAACAUGUCUGGCAACAAUAAUAUAAUCAAAACUGAAAAUAAAACAUGAAAAAACCUUACAGAACCUUGCUAUGAUUAAUUUAUAAAAUCAUGCUCUUCUUCAAAUGUUUUUUUAAAGAUUUAUUUUGAAUAAAAGAGUAGAGAAUACUCAAAAAGAACAGCCAUCUUUUUCGUAAACACAAUUUCCGUUUUAUGCUAGGAACUUCAUUUAACAGUCCGUAUGCUUUGUUAAUAUCUAAUACCGUUUCAUAUGUAGCGAUACCUAUAUAUAUAUGCUAACAUAGAGUUUUUUGGCAUAAGGGUAUAUAUAUUUAUAUCGUUAUUAGCAGCGGGUUAUAUAUUUGCACCUUAUGUGCGAUUUCUAUGAAGUACAUCCCUAAUCUUUUUAGUUAAAUUUUAGCGUACAGCCACGUCAUAGGAAAGUGACCCGUGAUUUCCGUGUCGUGGACUCACAGUUUUACUCACGCAAGGGAAUUAAUAUAUAAGACUAGCUGUUUCCCGUGGAAGAAUCCACUGUAUUCCAUUUAAUUUAUGUAGCAGAUAUAUGUCCAUCAAAAAACAAACAAUACAGCAGUGCGCAUCUUCCAUCUGCAUUAUUAUAUAAAUAACCAAAAAAAUUAAAGGUUUUCAACAACUGCAGUAUGUAUGUGACGUUUAAAAUCUAAAUCUACUAAAAUUACUUGCUCUGACCAUCUGACAAAUGCGAAAAUUAUUCGGAAAAAAGUUUUUAAAAGCAUUUCAACAUACAUCUCACCCAUAAAAUUUAAAUCACUCAAAACGCCACAUAUAUACAAAAAAGCUGAUCAAUGUCAAACACAAAUCUCUCUCAUUGUAUAUGUUAAAAUCAGUUAGUUUAUUGCAAACCCUGCCAAAGGUUGACACAAAAUGUGAAAAAUAAACAAUAAAUUUUGCCUAAGUGGAAAUUUUUAUCUAAGGUGUUAAAAAGGGAUUGCAAGGAUAAAUUAUAAUGCAAUAAAACAUUAUUUGAUAUAUUGCAUACGGUCCUUCCUCACCAAACUUUAGACAAAAUGCCAACAAAAAUCAGUUAUUUCGAUAAUAUUGCAUACACUCUUUCCUCACAAAAGCUUCACAAACUGUAAAAAAAAGAAUGGUUGUAGGGAGUGCUUCUGAUUCAACAAAAAAAGUUUUUUUGACAUAUUGCAUCUAGCCCUUACUAUCUUUUCUAUGAAGUACAUCCCUAAUCUUUUUAGUUUAAUUUAAGCGUACAUCCACGUCAUAAGAAAGUGACCCGUGAUUUCCGUGUCGUGGACUCACAGUUUUACUCACGCAAGGGAAUUAAUAUAUAAGAUAUAAUAUGUGAAGCUUCUUCAUACGAGGCUGCUAUAACCGCCUUGAAGAUGUAUUUAUCAGGCCAACCAACACUGUUUAUGCUCGUCAUAAACUGGCUACCAGAAGACAGCAACCAGGAUAAUCAUAGCUUCUGGGCAAGUUUCUAUGGCAUCAGUUCGUUUAAUAAUGAAAUUAUUGGUGUCGUAUACACAAACUUAAUGUCAAAUUGCGACAAUAUCAAACUGAAUGUUAUGAAAAAUCUGUGUGCAGAUUUAAUACUUGGAUUGGAUUUCCAAUCGCUCCAUGAGAGUGGGACUCUUACUUUAGGAGGGAUACAAAUACCUUUAAAUGUCUGUGGAUUAUCAACCUUAAUUUUUCUCCUUCAAACUCUUUGACAGUCUUCAUGUUUCAACAAAAUCACGACGAUAUAGUAAGGAUGACAGAUAAUUCAUUGAUCAGGAAAUUCAGCGUAUAUUAGCAGAAGGAAUUAUACAACCAAAAAACUCACCGUGUAGAGCACAAGUAGUAGUAACAGAGAAGAACAAGAGACGUGUUAUUGACUACAGUCAGACUAUCAAUACCUUUCCAGAAUUAGAUGCUUAUAUCUUUUACCUCGGAUCGAUGAUUAAAUCAACACAGCUCAAUAUUCUUACUUCAGUACCAACGAUCUAAAAUCAGCUUAUUAUCAAAUACCGCUCAGUGAACCAAACCGCUUUUUCUAAAAGUAGGAACCAGCAGAUUUCGAAGUAACCACCAGAGAACCACCAGUAUUAUGAAGUAACCAACAGAGAACCACCAGUAUUUUGAAGUAACCAACAGAAAACGAGCAGUUAAAUAGAUAAAACGAAAUAAACGCAACUACCGCUUCAAAUGUGAAACAUUUUAUAAUGUACACAAUAGUUCAUGACCCAUUUGUUGAAAUGUUUAUGUCUGGUGUGACUUGGGCUUUAUGCAACAGUUGAUUAAAAGACAGAAGGCUCUUUGAAAAAAGUAUAUACUGACUGUAUUAGUAUUUUAAAACCACACGCGAGAAUUAACAAAAACAAAAUUAAUAUUUUAAAUAAUGAACUAAUAUCUGAAUUGUAAACCAAAUAUAACGAAAAACAUAUAUAUACGGAUGAGAGUCCAAAAGGAGACAUUUUUUCCUUCUGGUAGACAAAGUUAAAGUUCGAAUGAAUUAAAUGAAUUGAAUGAAUGAAUUAAUAUACAGCACAGUUUGAAGUCACGAGCGUGAGAGAUACCUCUACUGCCAUUCUAUCCACUGUUGAGGAAUCCAUAUCAAAGUUUAUUUUUCGCAGCGAUUACACACUUCCUUUAACGCUUCCUAAAAAAUUAUUCCGCUUUAUCAGAUUAUGUAUACCUCCAUGAUUUGACCGAAGGAUUUUCAUUUUGCAAUUCGUGUAACCCAAAUAUAACGAAAAACGCUAUACGGAGGAGGGUCCAAAACGAGACAUUUUUUUCUUUUGGUAGACAAAAUAAAGCUCGAAUGAAUUGAAUGAAUUAAUAAAUGUUGUGGAGAAACAUCGUGGCAUCGGAUAGAAAUAUACGUUUAUUUUUCUCACAUGGUUUGUUAGCAUAAUAUAAAAUUAAGACUAAAGAAAAUCUGUUGGUGUCCAGGACAGUUUUUAUUAGAAUGACAGAAAAAUUUCAGAACGUCGAAGUUGUGCAUCUCGGACACCAAUAUAUGACCGAACGAUAGUACCUGCUGCAAAAGUUUCCUCUUAUCUAGAUGUUAUCGAAAGAGCAAGGUGAAUAAUUUCACAAACCUAAUAGCAACCAUCAAGAAUAUGGACAGUGCAGAAAUGUGGCCUUACUAUUACUAAUUAAAUAGAUGGGAUGAUGGCAUUGAAGGUGAAUUUAUUGUACCUAUACAUGGCAAUGCCAAAAAGGCAACUGCUCCAGCAUAUUAUCGAAAAGAUCCAAACGUUUUUGACAAAAUUGAUAAUGGAUUAGAAAAGGGAAUCUCGAAUGAUGAAAUAUAUCUUCAGGUAAACAGAGAAUCGGUUUAGCAAAACAUUGCAUAGUUCUAAAAUUGUGAGCAACAGAAAAUAUAAUUCAAUUAUGAACACAGCCAACAAAUCGGAUGAAAUGCAUGAAGUUGAAAAGCUAGUGAAACUAGUCAAAAAUAAAGGCAUUGUUUACAACAUAUGUUUCGAGAAAGAUCGUUAUUCAGCAAUGAAUAUUAUGCCACACAUGCUUACUGACUUAAAACGUUUUUGUGUGGACGAUGACGGUGUUUUUACUGUGGACACAACAUUCCAGGUUGCUGAUGGAUUAUGGCUUACCGACUCCACUUAUCCAUACAAAGCGUUAAUCGAUGGUAAUGGGAAACAUCCAAAAUUCCCUGGACCCAGUCAAUGGCACUGGAAAAAAGAUACAGAGUCUUAUCGAAGGUAUAUGGGAGAAACUUGUCUCGCUAAGUCUGAGCUGAGGAACAUUCGAAAUGUGGGGCAUGAUUUAGAUGCUGCCAUUGCAUGUGGAUUAAACGAUGUAUUAAACGCUCCCAAUCACUUCUGGUGUACCGAACACCUUCAAGAAGCUGAUACGCGUAAACUUAGAAAGUUAAAUGCGAACAACCGUACUGUGGACAGAGUCAUGGCAGACAUUUAUGUGACACAAAACGAAAAUGUCCUCGAAUUCGGAUUGGCAGAUGCUGAAGACGAAAACGAUUUGCUGGUAAAAUUGGAAAGUUUGGAAAGUACGUGGGAAAGCCUAGUGCCUUCUUUUUAUACAUGGUUUAAAAAGUGCAGAUUUGAAGGAUUUGUGGAAUGUCUUGUGCUGUCAGCAAGAGAAAGUAAAGGAAUAAAAGGGAGGUAUUACUCCAAUGGACUAGAAUUGAAACAUCGCCUAUUAAAAAGAAACUUAGUGACAACAAUAGUGGAACUGAAAUUGGAGAAGUUUCCUUCUACCUUGAAAAAUGGAUUACUGAAAACUUCAUCCAUGAAAUUAACAGAGAUUUUUAUGGACAAGGAAAAUACAGAUUAGGUCCGGGAUAUCAGCAAUUUUUUCGAGAACCUACGCUAUUUUUGAAGUGGUCGAAAGAACGCCAAUCUUAACAUCUAGAUUCUUUCCUAAAUUUUACUGCAAAAGCAUAGUCAUCUUACGUGAAGCCAAGUAACGCAGGUCAAAAAAGGAAAUACAAAGGCAGGUCAAAAAAGAAGAUGUAAUCUUCCUGAACCACAAUUCUUUUCUGAGCGAUCUUCAUUUGCAAUCGACACGGAAGUAACAUCAUCUAACCACAAAAUAUCACCGGUUAAAAUUAGCAAAAUUUCAUCAACAAAUUGGAAAGUUAAAU